Carassius auratus (goldfish) is the source of this 7170-nucleotide messenger RNA. RefSeq names its product UPF0606 protein KIAA1549-like. The record is from RefSeq and is a predicted model, not a curated record. The coding region runs from base 2202 to 6638 and encodes 1478 amino acids. The transcript has 24 exons. Lineage: Eukaryota; Metazoa; Chordata; Actinopteri; Cypriniformes; Cyprinidae.
UUUCAAGUAACAAAAGUUUAUGGGUUUAGUUUUAGUUGACUAAAAUGACACUGAUUGCUUCUCUUGAAUUUAGUCCAGGCUCAAAACCGGUGGAUUUUGGGUCCAUGACUAGGAACCAUAACCCCGUGCGCCGACUCUCAACAGUCUCUUCCGUCUCUAAACCCGCCCACUACAUCCUGACAACAGAGUGGAUUUGGUACUACAAAGGAGAUCAUGAGAACUGGAUAGAGUACGGUCAGCCGGAUGACAAGCAACGUGUGACGUCUGUAACGUCCCGAGAGCUGGAGAAAGCAUUUCAGGAGGAUAACAAUGCAGAGGUUACUGUCCUUAAGGGAAAUAGGCAUUACUAUGUCAGUUUCCAAGAUAUGUAUCAAAGAAACCCCAAACACAACACAAAGAGGAGGGUGCGCAGACGACCACGCUUUGUGUCUAUCAAUGAGGUGGAGGCUAAAGCUACCCAGUGACAUACCCACACACACAAACACACACUGUUUAUGGACAAAAGGACUUACAUUCAAAUUAUGAGUUACUGAUUGGGUUUUGUAUCACUUUUCAAAUCAUAUUUAAGACAUAUUAAUUUUAAGACAUCUUAAAAUAUCCAAUUAUUUUUAACCAAAAUUGACUUGUCUUUGCCAAAAAAACAAACAAAAAAAUAAUGUGGCAACAUUUUUUCAUUUUUUAAGUGCUUCUGAUUUAUUAUAGCUCAAAUAACUGCUCAUACGAGAGAGUCUUUCCUUCAAAUGGACACAUUUAGAGACUGUGACUUUAGCAUCAUUUUUCCUUUAUUUUUUCAUGCCUGUAUUUGUCUGGUGUGCCUUUAGUGAAUGUGGUACCCUUGUGAGGUGAUCAACUCGUGAGGUAUAAACUUGCACUUUUUUUCCAUAUCAUGUAUUCAUCAAUAAACACUCCCUGUUUUCCUAUUUAGUAAUUCAUUUGAAUACAAAAAAAAUCAGUUCUGCAUGAAAUAAUCUUUGCAAUUGUAUACUAGUCGGCAGCACUAAGGAUUUAAUUUAGGUUCAUUUGACCUCUAAUAAAUCUUAGAAUAAAUCAGGAAUCCUGGUGCAUGUUAAAGAGAAUAAUUUCUUUGGUAAGUGUUAAGGGAUGUGCCCAGUAUAAGAAAUGAUCAUAAUAAUGCAAUAAUGUGCAUUUUGCCUAAUGUGUCCCCAAAAACUAUAAAAUGAUGUUAACACAUCUCACUUUUUAGUGUCUCAAAUGGUCAAAUCUCCCUAAGAAGGGCCUAAAAAAGGUAUGUACCCUUUAUAAUAUUAUUUUAUAUUAUUACACAACUUAAACAAAUAACCAUAGUAAAUCCACUUAAUAAAAUAAUAAAACCAUGGUUAAUUCCCAGGACGUUUUGGCAUUUUGAUUAUCAUGGAUAAAAUAUAGUUAAUUAGUAAAUCCAUGGUUAAUUUUAGCAAGGGAAAUACUGUAAAUGUGUCCAUGUGUAACUAUGUUACUUUUUCAAAUGGAUUUUCAAACAAUAGUUUCAGUAACAAACAAUAAUUACACAAAAGUUCGUCACAAUACGAACAAAUAAUAAUAAUAAACAAUUUAAAUUGAAUAAAGGGUUACUAAAGGAUCCUGCUGAUAGCCAAUGACAGUGUCUCCGUUGUUCUUUACGUUUCUUCUGAAUAAAUCCAAGGGGCGGUCUUCGCCGAGUGCCGCAGAUAUCGAGAAGGCGUAACGUUAUUUCUCCUCUGUGGAGUGUUUUAUGCCGAAGACAUGCGCUACCAAUAGUAGCUAUCUUUUAGAAGCGGCUCACGUAUUUAUUUAAGGGGUGCAAUCUGUCCAGUGUGUUUGGAGGGGAUGGGAUCUUGGGAUAUGGGCCGUGCAUGGGAACAUCAAGAACCGCUUCUUUACAAUUAACGUUAGAUCUACCCCGGAUACCGGGAAAUGAGCCACGCACGAGCAGCGAGCUGGGUACUGUUUAUACGAGAAGCUGUCAGCAUAAAUAUCUGAUAUGUUUAAUCUGAUUUGAUCCCUUGCAUUGAUAGCAUUGAUAUUCUCUAUGUAUGGCCGUUCUGUCAUCAUGAUAUCGGGGGUGUGAAGGGGCGCGCGCGUGAGCCGCAUCCGCGCGACCUGCAUCUCAACAUGACAGCAAUGUAUAGAAAAGGAAGGAUACCAAGCAGGAAGACCUGUGGUUAUCCAGGAGACAUUUUAUCAGGGUCAGAUGGCCUGUCUUGAAUAAGAAACGUGUGAAAAUGGAGAGCUCUGGUUCAAGGAUGGAACUGAGGAGCCCGCGGCGACUGCUCGGAUGUUGCGCACUUCUUCUCCCCGCAGUGAUGUUGGUGGGAUAUGUUGCAGUGGAGCUCCCAUCCAACAUGUCCAGAAGGAGCCUCAAUCAGCUUCCAACAAGAACACAUUCACCUCCUGCCUUAUCUUCUUCUUCAUCAUCAUCAUCAUAUUCUUCUCAUCAAUCUGAGAGAACCAGGCGUCCAGCUUAUACACCUCCAGGUGCCAAACAUCCCUCAUUCCCUGGACGCCAUGACAGUGCCUCCAGCAUAGAUCCCACCCCGUCCCUCGGUUCCGAAGGGUCGGGUAACUUAGGUGACGGGGCCCAGGGUAUACACCUGCUAUUACGACCCCCAGACCUUCUAACACCCAGCCAGAUGCCUCCCCUCCAUGACAACAGACCACCGACACCAGCCCCCCCAACCCUGGUGCCACCCGAAGACCAGUAUCCUGUCCACUCCGCAGAGGUGGACUGGGGCUCUGGAGACUACCUUGAAACUCUUACUUUCAUGGGAUCAGAAGGGGAGGAGUUUUCUCUUGUCACCACCCUUCCUACGCAUGGAUACGAUUUGUAUGAUACGGAGGAUGAUGCCACGGUCAGCUACAACACAGCUUUCCCCUCUCGCCCCGUCCUGCCUCUCUCGUCAAGAGACCUUCAACCCAGUGUUACUGUAAAAUAUGGGACUAACUUAAGGACGGCCCAUCCUACCGAUCCCCGCCUCCCAUUGUCUCCUGACUCCGCCCAUGCGAGCGAUAUGGAUGAUGAUUUGGAUUUCGAUUGGGCGGAGCUUUUUCCCAUUGAGCCGACUGAAAUGCUGCUUCCUGAUAUGAACAGUCUGGAAUAUUACAACACAUUGCAAGCCAAAGAGAAUGCUAGUAUUGUGAGGAAUAGGACGCACCCUCAUAUUAUCCCUACGCACACUGUGGGACCCACCCACACUCCCACUGCAACUUUGGGGAAAAUCCCGAUCGAAAUUGACUUGACAACUCCUCAAACUAUUCCAUCAGUAACCCCAACUCCACCCCAUAAACCUACAAAGCCUCCCAUUCCAUCAACCAGCGAGAGCCAACGGCCUCCUGAAGGCCCAGAGAAGGGUGUUCCUUCCAUACCCACGUCACAUGUGGGCAAAACACGAACAUUGACAACUGCCCUUCCUCCACCCGGCACCUUAGAGGGUCCAGUAAUACAAGCCAUUACGCUGAAGCCCCCUGCUACCAAACCCCGUAUGACCACCAUCAGAACCACCACCAGAACUACAACCACAACCACGGCCACCAAAAGCCCACCGCCUACAACUCCCAGGAUUCCUCUGUCCAUUGCACCCCGACAGAAUGUCUGCAAUAUCACCAAACCGGACAUGUACCUAGUCAGAGUGGGCAUGCCUAGUGGGUCAUCGGUUGCGUUUGCCAAAGCUCAUGUGCGGGAGAUCCUUCGACGAGAGUUCAACCGUUCAGUGGAGCUCCAGGUCCUCAAAGCCCCGCCCAAUUUCAUCUUCCGGGCAGUUUCCGGUCCACUGGUGUACACUGCUAUCUCUGUCAUUAAUGCUCUCCGUCAAUCAGCGCACAGCACUUCCUCUUCUUCCAUUCUUUCCGUCACAACUAUAUAUGCAGUGCCUGAUUACAAACAUCAGGUCCACACAGUGCUGCAGUUUGUACCAAGUCAUGUGGAUGUGCGUCUGUGUAGUUUCAGCGAGCGUGUAGAGAAGGGGCUACUCAUGGCGUACGCGGAAGUACGCAAACGCUCACAAGAAAAUGGAAAUUUCACAGUUCAUAUUGUAAAUAUCACUAGUAGCCUUCCUAAGGGUCAGCGGCAGCAGAAGGCACCGGUGGACAUCACUUUUGCUGUGCGUGAUUCUCAAGGCUUCCUAAUGGGAUCAGAUGUGAGUGGUCACAUGAGGCAGCUCAGCGCUGUGGAGUUCAGCUUCUAUCUUGGUUUUCCAACCCUGCAGAUCGCUGAGCCUUUUCAUUAUCCUGAACUGAAUAUGUCCCACCUGUUACGCACAUCCUGGGUGAAGACAGUGUUAUUGGGUGUGUUGGACCAGCGUGUGAACGAGAGGACCUUCCAGGCCAAAAUGGAGAGGCGAAUAGCACUUCUGGUUGGAGAGGGACUUGGGAUCGGGGUUAGCAGUCGGCGAUGGAGAAGAGCUACUAGUAUUGGCAACAACAGUGUACAGAUUGUGCGGACGUCCCGUCUGAAUGGCCCGGACUACCCGCUGGAGCUGGUGUAUUUUGUGGAAGCGGGGUCAGGAGAAAGGCUGCCAGCUCAGGCCACUGCGGCCAUGCUCAACAGACUGAACCUGCAGAGAGCCGCCAUCGUACUGGGCUACAAAGUACAUGGAAUUCUGGCCACACCGGUGGAGAAGCUAGCCCUGCCGCCCUCUGAGACUCAGCCCAGUAACGUGUGGCUGAUCGUAGGAGUUUUGUUCCCAGUUCUUGUUGUCAUCCUCAUCAUCAUCAUCCUCUACUGGAAACUGUGCCGUUCUGAAAAACUUGAGUUUCAGCCAGAUGCCAUGAGCACCAUCCAGCAGAGACAGAAGUUGCAGCCUCCCAGUGUUAAAGGCUUUGAUUUUGCUAAACUACACCUGGGGCAGCAUAGUAAGGAUGACAUCAUGGUAAUCCAAGAACCCGCCCCUUUGCCAGCGCCUGUUAAAGAGGCCACGCCCUCAGAGGGCGGAGAAUUGAACACUCCUAAAUCAAAGAGCUCAUCUACAAAAGCAUCCCGUGGAGCACGCAGAAGAGGCAGGCUGUCUCCAUCUGAUGGAGAUUCAUUAGGAAGUGAAGCAUCCAGCGGUAGAGAAUCAGCCGAGGAAAGCACCAGACCUGCUGUGACACCAAGUGACAGCAAACCUCAACAUCGCAAGAGCAAACAUUCAAAAAACAAACUUGGUGCUCAACCCGGAAGUAGUGUGGACGAGCAGUUGUCCUCAUCAUCCAUAUUUGAGCAUGUGGACCGCCUCUCUCGAGGUUCGUCAGACGGAACACGCAGAGUCUCCAAUAAGAUCCAGCUCAUCGCCAUGCAGCCCAUGCCAAGCCCUCCCUCACAUCCACAUAACCAGGCCCUGAGUCCCAACCUGACAGACAACAUGCCAGACGGAGCAGAGGUCAACAGUGAGAUCCAAGUGGCCUUACGGCAUAAAUCCGAGAUCGAACACCAUCGCAAUAAGAUCCGCCUGCGUGCGAAGAGAAAGGGCCACUAUGAGUUUCCCUCCAUGGAGGACAUCAUGGCAGCGUUCUGCGAUAGCUCCGAACAACACCGAGUGUAUCAACAAGCUCAGGAACAGAUACACAAGAUCCUGCAUCCUGAAGAAAACACACCUUCAUCAUGCAGAGAGCCACGAAAAAGCUCUAAGGGAAGACGCUCUCCCAGACAUAGACAAAGACAGAAUUUGAGUGGAAGCGGAAGUCUGAGAGACAAAGAUCGCCUGAUUUCCGAUGGAGACGCCACGUAUAGGAAGUACCCCGGGGUCAACAAUGUGGCCUAUGUGUCCGAUGCAGAUCAGCUCCCAGAUGCAGGAAGCCCUUCUCCUACUGAUGAGGUGUUUUUAGACCCUGGAUCGCCGCCGUCUGACCUCGCCCCUGCCCCGCCCAGCUACGUCCCUCCUCAGCCAACCAUAGAAGAAGCCCGGCAACAGAUGCACUCCUUAUUGGAUGACGCAUUUGCUCUGGUCUCACCUUCUUCUCAAGGAAGCCCUGCUCCUCUAACAUUCACUGGCGUUACGGCGGUCCCUGGGGUCGGAGCAAUCAGCCCCGGUCAACCCUCAAGCCCAUCCUUACGUCCUUCACGCCAGUGGGUCUCCUCUUCUUACCCAGAAGCCCCUAUACACAGUCCUUUCUCUGCGAGGUAUGCUGAGUUAGGAAUGUCUCCCACAUCGGUUCAAGGUUUACUGCAGAGCCAGACCCAGGGCUCUGGAUAUGUGGUGUCAGCAGAGAUGCAGUCAGAUCCUGGAUACUCCAGCAGGGGGCAGUAUGGAGAAGAGAUGCCAUCGUCUUCUCGGCCACGACCAGUAGGGGGCAGCACAGGUGCACAGUUGCAUCAGCUGACACAAGUGGGCUUGUCAAGUCGGAUUGGACUGUAUCCUGGAGUUGGCCGUAGUGUAUCUGGACCUUCAGGAUCAAGCUGGGCCCAUUACCGCUCAGAUGAGGAGAUUUCCAGACCAGGAUCCAACCGAGAGGCUAUACUGACAUUCCCAGAGUACUCUUCAUCACCAGUUUUCCAGAUUCCUAGGAUGACCCUACAGGAUCCCACAACACCCCAGGGUCACCUGGAUGCCUCGAGCACUGGGUACAUCGCCCCUGAGGAGCGUUCUCCACCCCCCCAAUCCUCUGCCUCUCUCAUCAAGGCUAUCAGGGAAGAACUGCAGAGACUUUCUCAGAAACAGGCUGCUGUUGUCAGCUACCAGAGUUGAAAAAGACCAUCCCAAAAACCCCAGCCCUGGUUAACUUCCCAAUGUACCACAUAAACAAACUCACAAAUACCAACACAUCUCCAUGGAUGAGAAGCUGCUUUACACAGGAUCCAAACCGAAAUCUUCAAAUUCAAGUACGGCUGGUCUGUUACAUAUGAAGAAUUACUCGCAAUCUUCCAUACUGGUGUUGCCAAGACAUCCACGAUUUAAAUUCCACUGCUGACAUGCAGAAAAUAAACUUAAGUACUCUCUUCUAUAAUUCACAAAGAAAAAAAACACAUGUCCAGACUGUUUAGAAAGUAGACAAAGUUUCCGCAUAUUCAGACUCUCAAUUUGCAUGCUGAGAGCUGUGACAGUAGUUAAUGUGAAAAUACCUUCCCUUUAGUUCCAUGGCUCUCAAAGUGCUUCCUCCAAAUGGGUCAUCUUCAUGUCUCUGGAUUUCCUCUGGUGCUAAUACCACAAUUCAUUCCUGCCCAAAAACUUUCCUUUUCCUGUUCUCCCAUUUAUCCAAGACGGCUUAUCAAGUGGAAAA